AUGAUGUUUUCAGUGCUGUUGACGCACACACUGCUUGGCAAUUGAUGAAUGAAUGUCUAUUAGGUCCUAUAAUGAAAGGACGUACUCGAAUUCUUGUAACGCAUCAUAUCAGACUCUCUGUUACUGGUGCUGCUUAUUUGGUUGUUGUUAAUAAUGGAAAAAUCGUUACAUCUGGGUCGAUUUCAGAAUUACGCAAUUCAGGAACAUUGGCCUCGAUCCUUGAUGAGAAUGAUAAUCGAUCAGAAUUCGUGAAUUCCGUUGAACUAGCCGCUGAAAAUGCUAUUAAAGUAAGUAAUAUCUCCGAGCAGUCAUCCACUCCUGGUCACAACGCCAAUUCAUCAAAUGUUUCCGAUGCAACUCUUGUCGAGAAUGUCGAAAAUGUCGAAAAUGUUGAUCAGGCGGAUGAUUCACAACCAAUAAAAAAAGUCUCUAAACCAAAAGUUCUUGUUGAAGAAGAAG
Messenger RNA from Racocetra fulgida, 459 nucleotides. Lineage: Eukaryota; Fungi; Glomeromycota; Glomeromycetes; Diversisporales; Gigasporaceae. The record is from the annotation of a GenBank genome assembly.